UUGGAUCCACCAAGUUAACCAAACACAUGAGUGAUUUUCAAAGUCAUGACAUGACGGUGGUGGACUUGUGACCGUGGCGAUUGGUUUCUUCAACCGGAACGGAAGCUCCUCUUGAUUUUAUCUUUCUCUUUUCUGCGUCAGGAGAGAAGAAAGGAUGGGGAAGUGCUUUUGCGACUACCGCUUCCUUUUUCUCCUCGUUGUUUUGCCGUUCAUUUACAUCCAGAUCCGCCUCUUUGCUACUCAAUCACAGUAUGCUGACCGGCUUACUGAUGCUAUAGAGGCAGAAACUCACUGCAUAAGACAGACACGAUUGUUAAUUGAUCAGAUUAGCAUGCAACAAGGACGGAUUCUUUCUCUUGAAGAAGAAAGGAAACGUCAAGAUCAGGAAUGCGCACAGUUGAGAGCACUCGUUCAAGAUCUUGAAAGGAAGGGUGUUGAGAAAUUGGUUGGUGAUGUACAGGUUCCAGUAGCAGCGGUGGUGGUUAUGGCUUGUAACCGUGCUGAUUAUCUCGAUAGGACUGUUAAAUCUAUUCUUAAGUAUCAAACUCCUAUUGCAUCAAGAUAUCCUCUCUUCAUAUCACAGGAUGGAUCAGAUCCUCAUGUUAAAAGUAAGGGAUUGAGUUAUGAUCAGCUGACCUACAUGCAGCAUUUGGAUUAUGAACCUGUCCAUACAGAAAGACCUGGGGAGUUGAUUGCAUACUAUAAGAUUGCACGACAUUAUAAAUGGGCACUGGAUCAAUUGUUUUACAAACAUAAAUUUAGCCGAGUGAUCAUCCUUGAAGAUGACAUGGAAAUUGCCCCUGAUUUCUUUGACUAUUUUGAGGCUGGAGCUGCACUCCUUGACCGUGACAAAUCUAUUAUGGCAAUUUCCUCAUGGAAUGACAAUGGACAAAGGCAGUUCGUAGAUGAUCCUUAUAUGCUUUACCGGUCAGAUUUUUUCCCUGGUCUUGGAUGGAUGCUUUCUAGAUCAACAUGGGAUGAAUUAUCGCCUAAAUGGCCAAAGGCUUAUUGGGAUGACUGGCUGAGACUGAAAGAGAAUCACAGAGGACGACAGUUUAUUCGUCCGGAAGUGUGCAGAACCUAUAAUUUUGGGGAGCACGGUUCCAGUAUGGGGCAAUUCUUCAAACAAUAUCUUGAACCUAUCAAGCUGAACGAUGUACAGGUUGAUUGGAAGUCAAUGGACCUGAGCUACCUGGAGCAGGACAAGUAUGUGAAGCAUAUUGCGGGAUUGCUUAGAAAGGCAACUCCGGUUGAUGGAAGUAAUGCUAUUUUGAAGACAAAUAACAUAGGUGGUGAUAUUCGUAUUUUGUACCGGGACCAGUCAGAUUUUGAAAGCGUUGCAAGGCAAUUCGGUAUUUUUGAAGAAUGGAAGGAUGGUAUCCCAAGAACAGCAUAUAAAGGGGUUGUUGUAUUCCGGUAUCAAACACAAAAGCGAGUGUUCCUUGUUAGCCCAGAUUCUGUCCAACAACUUGGAAUCUGAUAGAUGAGUAGUAACUUGAUGCACUGAUCUCAUACAGGUGGUCAUGUAGUAGAUUCUUACUGGUUAAGUGAAUAUUAACAAGUAUAAAUUUUAAUUAUUCGUUGCAAUUAGUGUAUCUCGAACUUAUGACAUUCCACUUAAUUUCUCAUCAAGAGCAUGGCUCUAAAACUAAAGCCCUUUUAGAUGCUUAUUAUAUUUAAGUAUAUGGAUCACAAAAUAACUGACAUAUUUUCAAUAGAAUUCAUCUUGUUGU
Messenger RNA from Erythranthe guttata (spotted monkey flower), 1733 nucleotides. RefSeq names its product alpha-1,3-mannosyl-glycoprotein beta-1,2-N-acetylglucosaminyltransferase (gene CGL1). Lineage: Eukaryota; Viridiplantae; Streptophyta; Magnoliopsida; Lamiales; Phrymaceae. The record is from RefSeq and is a predicted model, not a curated record. Gene Ontology annotation, molecular function: alpha-1,3-mannosylglycoprotein 2-beta-N-acetylglucosaminyltransferase activity. Gene Ontology annotation, cellular component: Golgi apparatus.